AUGAUCACGGACGCGCAGCUCGCCAACAUUCUGGGCCUGUCGCUUUUCUUGCUUGUGGUUCUCUAUCACUACGUGACUGGCCACAAUCCCAAGAAGCAGGAAUGAAAGUAGCACUUUCUCCGCCCCAGGGUUCCAGGACACAGUCUGAGGCAAGAUGGAGGGUGUGUGGGGCCUUUACACUUCACUUCAUCUCUCCUACCCAUCACAGCAUACAAAGCAAUUACACUUGGGUUUUUCCAAACAACUUUUAUUUCCUCAAAGUCUUCCUUAACUCUAUGGAGC
Molecule: messenger RNA, 282 nt
Organism: Alexandromys fortis (reed vole)
Lineage: Eukaryota; Metazoa; Chordata; Mammalia; Rodentia; Cricetidae
Product: dolichyl-diphosphooligosaccharide--protein glycosyltransferase subunit 4-like
Exons: 1
Coding region: 1-105 (34 amino acids)
Cellular component (GO): oligosaccharyltransferase complex
Source: RefSeq, a predicted model, not a curated record